Messenger RNA from Penicillium brasilianum, 1805 nucleotides. NCBI's taxonomy places the organism in Eukaryota, Fungi, Ascomycota, Eurotiomycetes, Eurotiales, Aspergillaceae. The record is from the annotation of a GenBank genome assembly.
CAUUUUGAUCUUCAAUUGUUCGUGACUUUCUUGACCUUCAAUCCCAACUUCUUCUUUUCCACGACCUCUCUCCCUCCUUUGAUACCAACGAAGAAGACUUGAACUCGUCAUCAUGUCUGCUGCUCCUUCCUCCGCCGAUCAGGACUACAAGUCCACCCUCCUGCCGCUGCUGAUCUCGAACAAUGUCCUUUCGUUCGGUACUUACGUGCUGAAGUCCGGUCGCGAAUCGCCUUACUUCUUCACCUCCUCGCUCCUGCACACUGCGCCCCUCCUGCGCGCCACUUCUGCCGCCUACGCGAGCGUCCUCUCUGCCGAGCCUUUCGUGACCACCGCCGCCGACGGCACCACCAAGCCCAACUUCGAUAUCAUCUUCGGCCCCGCUUACAAGGGAAUCCCCAUCUGCGCUGCUGUCACCAACGAGCUCGCUGUCCGUGACUCGCUUUCCGGCUCGCCCAAGGGUACUUGGGAAAACGUCAGCUACUCCUUCAACCGCAAGGAGGCCAAGGCACACGGCGAGGGUGGAAACAUUGUCGGCGCUCCGCUGAAGGGCAAGCGGAUCGUCAUCGUCGACGAUGUGAUUACUGCCGGUACUGCGCUGCGUGAGGCCGUUGGCAUCAUUGAGAAAGAGGGUGGUAUUGUUGCCGGUGUCGUUGUCCUGCUCGACCGUGAGGAGCGGGUCAGCGACUCCGAGCCCAAGAGCGCUAUCGGAGUUGCCCAGCGGGAUCUCGGCGGCAACAUCCCCAUUCGCUCGGUCAUUGGUCUGCACGAUUUGAUCGAGAAGUUGGGCGACAAAAUCGGUGCCGCUGAAAUCCAGCGGCUGAAGGACUACCGGGCUCGCUACGGUGCCGAGUAAAUUGGGCCGGAAAUGAGAAACGAUGUAUGAGACCUUAAAAAAGAGGACUACCUAAUGAUACCAGGAUAGCCCGGAGUGACUCCAAUCUAUAUAUUCACAAAGACCACUUGUCCUCGUGCCGUGCUUAUCUUGCAAGCUCCUUUGAAGUCAAAUGCCCUCCUAUAUGCGAUAUCUGCCGAAGAGUGAAUUAGCAGCAAGGCUUACCCACGAACAGGUAGGACAUGCCUUUAUCGUCUGGGUUGCCCAAAGCCCGCUCCAAUCGGGGAGUAGGAAACUCUAUCGUUCACAUACCACUUCUUCCAGUGUCUUGGUCUGUGUGUGAAAAUUGAUCAAUCUCUCCCACCAUGAUGAGUAGAUAGUCACGCCAUGAAGCUCCUUUGCUCCCGGAUAUCUAAAGCACCCCUGGAGAACAUGUCGUACAUGUCAGCCAAAUUCCCCGAAGACCACUUCAAUGUCUCGGAUGGAGUCAAUGUCACCGGCGAUACUAAGCUUAGUUCAAUCGUAUCGGGCAAAAUAAAUGACACUGGCGAGCAGGAAGACAAUCAAUCCGGAUAUACGAGCAGGCUUCGGUCACACAAAACACAGCAUAGGACCAAACAAACUCGUUUUGGCGUCUUCUGAAUAAGGCAGGCACUGUACACGACCUAGGAGCUCCAACAGACCCUAUCCUAACGCGUAGAAAAUGAAGAUCUGAUCGCGCUCAGACCGUAUGGGAAGGGGCAUUCUUCUGGAGAACGACGCUACAGACAAUUAAGUCUCGUGUCAGACAUGCAUAACUUCCAUUCACCGAUGUUCAUGCAUGAGGGAGAACGUCUCCUAUGGUUACUGUCCAGAGCUAUAAAGAGGACAAUGGGGGUUCUUCCGUUCAUUGGCAUUGAGCGUAGAUUAGGCGACUAGGGGACCUCAAGUAUACCAUGGAGCAAGGCACUUACUGAAAUUCCUCGCCCAACGG